AUGUCAACGCCAAUCCAGGAAGGCGAUUCCUCACCUGUGGAGGCGAAGGGUACAGGAGAUCAAUCAGAACGGAAAUGCACCACAGCCCCCCAACAAAAGAAUCACCGCCACCGUCGUCGUUCAAAUACUAAAGGAGAAGGAGAUGGAGCAGAUACCUCACGUAGUGGAAGCAGAACGAAUAGUCUGUCAGCACAUAAUAAAGAUAAACCACGCCGCAAAGAUUGGGUAGAAAGGAAGAGUUUAAGUCAAGGCGGCAAAGCCGAUGGAGAAAACAAGGUCAAUCAACACCAUAAGGAGAAGGACGCGAAUGAUCUUCAUAAACGAACAAGAAGUUCUAAUUCAAAUGGAAAACGUCGCGAACGUGAUUCAACUCGCACAAGUUCAAUGGCUAGUAAUGGCGAAGGAUUCGAUUACAGCGAUGAAUAUGAACUAGAUGAGCCAUUCAGCGACUCGGAUGACGAUUUUCGUCCCAAACAACCACAGAAACUUAGUCUUAUUAUUCCCAGAGGCAGAAUCAGAACUUUGUCGGGUACCGUGCCUGUGGUUGGAUACUCUCCGAAAUGGGGUGGACCAACCAUGUGCCUGAGUUGCUUGCAAUUCUUCGACCUGCCGGACCAAAUGGAACCUUUCGAAGAGCAUCUUCUAAAAGAGCACAAAAUUGUCGUGUCGGAGAUGGGUCUCAUUGUUGAUCCCAAGAGAUACGUUGAGCACUGGCGCCAACGUUUUGCAAAGGAAAGUGUGGACAAAAUAUUCCCGCGUAUCGAGCCGAAAGAGGGGGAAAAGUUCUUUGGUGAGGUCGACUACUACUAUAACAUGUCGGAAGCCUUACCUGAAGAUUAUUCGCUUCGCCAGCGUUUGGCCAUGCGUCGUCUUGAGGAAGCCCUUUCUUGCCAACAGAGAGAGCGUGAGGACACGAACUUCCAACAACAGUGCAUCUUCUGUCGUUACACCGCUCGCGGAAAUCGAUCAAAGAUUAUCCAUCACCUUUACAUGAUCCACCACUUAAAUCUUGGUUCUCCUGACAAUCUCGUUUUUGUGACGGAGUACAUCGAACACCUUAAAGACAAGUUGCAGAGAAAUGAGUGUAUUUACUGUGAAAAGACUUUCGGAGAUCGCAACAUUCUCAUGGAUCACAUGCGCAAGAGGAACCAUAGGGAGGUGAACCCCAAGAACCACUACUAUGACAAGUUUUACAUAAUCAACUAUCUCGAGCUCGGAAAACGUUGGCUCGACGUUUUAGCUGAGGACUUCGAGGAUACGAUGCCAACGUUCCAGGACUCGGAUGAGGAAGAAGAGGAUAACUCUUGGUGCGAAUGGCAAGAAGAUAAUGUGGAUGCCGAUGAAACUCGUGUCGUUUGUCUUCUGUGCAAUGAAAGCGACGAAUCUUGCGAAGGAUUGUUGUCACAUAUGAAGGAUAAACAUGAUUUUGAUCUCAUCAAGAUCAUUGACGAUAAUCACUUGGACGUUUACCAGCGCAUGAAACUUAUCAACUACAUAAGGAAGCAGAACUUCAACGCAGUCUGUUUUAUUUGCCAACGCAGCGAUCUUGGAAACACUCAAGAACUUGCGAAACAUCUACAGGAGGCUGAAAGACCUAUCACGAAGCUUCCUGACAAGUCCUACUGGGAUACGGACGAAGCACUCCUGCCCAUAUUUGGCAACGACCAUCUGUUGUGGCGACUUGAAUCACUGCUCGAAGGGCGCGAUGGUGCCAGUGAUACAGAAGAGCGCUGCCGUCGAGAAAGUGAAAAAAAGUAUUCCGCAUAUGUUGCAGAGAGUCAGAAGAACACCGUAGAUGGAGUAAUAGCAGAGGAUUUGCCAGACCUUCAUGAACUAAACGAGAACGAUCUUCAAGAGUUAAUAUGA
Molecule: messenger RNA, 1866 nt
Organism: Necator americanus (New World hookworm)
Lineage: Eukaryota; Metazoa; Nematoda; Chromadorea; Rhabditida; Ancylostomatidae
Exons: 17
Coding region: 1-1866 (621 amino acids)
Source: RefSeq, a predicted model, not a curated record